Molecule: messenger RNA, 2206 nt
Organism: Cuscuta europaea
Lineage: Eukaryota; Viridiplantae; Streptophyta; Magnoliopsida; Solanales; Convolvulaceae
Source: the annotation of a GenBank genome assembly
CCCAGCGCCGAAGUCUUGUUAUAGCGAUUGGGCUCGCCAUCCCUUCCCGGACGGCGACCGUCGCCCCUAUAUGACGCACGGCUCAUCAUAGCCUCGUCCUCACAUUUAGACCGGCCCCAGCGCCGAAGUCCUUAUCUAGCGACCAGGCUCGCCAUUCCCUUCCUGGAUGGUGACCGUCGCCUUCAUACGACGCACGGCUUAUCAUCGCCUCGUCCCCAUAUUCGGACCGGCUCACCAGCGCCAUCGUCCCCAUAUUCGGACCGGUUCGUCAGCGCUGUCGUCCUCAUAUUCGGACCGACUCAUCAGCGUCGUCGUCCUCAUAUUCAGACAGGCGUCCACCGCCUCGUCCCCCUAUUCAGAUACAGCGAACAUCUUGCGGUCUCCGGCCGAAAGGCUAAAGGAGCCCAGAGUUCAGCCAUAUAUCGCUCCGUCAUCUUUAUUUGAUGACGCGAAGCUCAUUUGCAGACCCAUCGGCCAUAUAUCGCUCUGUCAUCUUUAUUUGAUGAUGAAGAGCUCAUUUGUAGGCCCAUCGGCCAUAUAUCGCUCUGUCAUCUUUAUUUGAUGAUGAAGAGCUCAUUUGUAGGCCCAUCGGCCAUAUAUCGCUCUGUCAUCUUUAUUUAAUGACGAAGAGCUCAUCUACAGGACCAUCGGCCAUAUAUCGUUCUGUCAUCUUUAUUUGAUGACGAGGAACUCAUUUGUAGGCCUCUGAGCCACAUCUUGCUGCGUCAUCUUUAUUUGAUGACGCGAAGCUCAGUUGCAGGCCCAUCGGGCAUAUAUCGCCUCGUCAUCUUUGUUUGAUGACGCGAAGCUCAAUUACAGGCCCAUCGGCCAUAUCUCGCUCCGUCAUCUUUAUUUGAUGACAUGGCGCUCUCAUAUAGGCCUCUCUCGGCCAUACAUCACCCCGUCAUCUUUAUUUGAUGAUAUGGGGCUCUCAUGUAGGCCUCUCGGCCAUCCAUCGCUCCGUCGUCUUUAUUUGACGACGUGGAGCUCUUAUGCAGGCCCCUCGGCCGCACCAUCGCCCCGUCGUCUUUAUUUGACGACGUGGAGCUCUUAUGCAGGCCUCUGAGCCAUACCAUUGCCCCGUCGUCUUUAUUUGACAACGUGGAGCUCUUAUGCAGGCCCCUCGGCCGCACCAUCGCCCCGUCGUUUUUAUUUGACGAUGUGGAGCUCUUAUGCAGGCCUCUCGGCCGCACCAUCGCCCCGUCGUCUUUAUUUGACGACGUGGAGCUCUUAUGCAGGCCCCUCGGCCGCACCAUCGCCCCGUCGUCUUUAUUUGACGACGUGGAGCUCUUAUGCAGGCCCCUCGGCCGCACCAUCGCCCCAUCGUCUUUAUUUGACGACGUGGAGCUCUUAUGCAGGCCCCUCGGCCGCACCAUCGCCUCGUCGUCUUUAUUUGACAACGUGGAGCUCUCGUACAGGCCUCUCGGCCCAUCGGCCUUACGUUCUGGUCAACUUUAUUUGAUGAACCAGACAUCAUAUUGUGGACGGUCGCUCGACCCAUCCCUUAGUCAUCUUUAUUUGAUGACUAGGACUACUGAUCAUGAUGAGCUACCCACAUCUAGAGAUCGGCCUCGACCAUCCAGCAGACGGGCACCGCUACAGCUCCAUCUCCAGGCCGAAGGGUUCGCACCUUUUGUUUCAUUUUGGGGGCAUCCGGUGUACUCUUUUUCCCUCAUUAGGAUUUUUUCCCACAAGGUUUUUCCUAAUGAGGUUUUUAACGAGGCAUCUCCCCAUCGUGGAUCAAAAGGUGUCAACCCUCGGCCCCCUGUUGAAGACAUAAUCCGACACGCAUUACUCUACUCCUCUUCACCUCAUUACACUCGCCUCAAGGAGUGGGGGACUGGAAGAGCGGGGGACUUAGCGCCUCCGUUAACCAAAGAAGCAGAAAUUCAAAUUUUUGUUCACGAAGUUUACUCACCGGACGACGACAGAUCAGCACACAGUUCUACUCUCUUUCGCCUCGAAUACUCUCGACUCAGAGAGUGGGGGACUCCUGAUAGAGUAUAUAGACUCGGACCCCCGGGUCUCAUGACUAUUGGGCCCGGACAGCGGCUCACACACAUCUUACGGAUAUCAUUUGUAUUAUUGUACUGCUUAUAUGUCAUUUGUAUGUAACUAUGUACUAGAUUAGUCUUUUAUGUAGUUGGGCUACCGGGCCCAUAUUAGCGGCCCGGCCCAUUAUUUCCCUAUUUAUACUCCUCUUGGA